Molecule: messenger RNA, 333 nt
Organism: Ambispora leptoticha
Lineage: Eukaryota; Fungi; Glomeromycota; Glomeromycetes; Archaeosporales; Ambisporaceae
Source: the annotation of a GenBank genome assembly
AUGGCUCAGCACUUAAGACCAUUGUUAUUAGGUGUGGUGGUAAUUACUUUUAUGGAAAAAUUUCCAGUGAUAGUAAUUAAUAGCGCUGCCAAAAUGGAUGUAAAAAUACAGAAGAAAUUCAAACACACAUUAGAUUCAUUGGGCUGGCCAAUACCGUUAAAAGUUCCAUUACCAAAUGAGCUACAGGAAAGGAAGUCAGUUUUUACAAGAGCUUUUUGCGAAUUAUUGUUGCUACAGAAUCCUACUGGUGUAGAAGAUUCUGAUGAAAUCGUUACUAUUCCGCUAUUCCCAAUACAAUUGAUGUCCGAACCUUUAAUAACAAGGUUCAGAUAG